Messenger RNA from Lactuca saligna, 3487 nucleotides. The record is from the annotation of a GenBank genome assembly. Lineage: Eukaryota; Viridiplantae; Streptophyta; Magnoliopsida; Asterales; Asteraceae.
AUGAACAGCAAAAAUUGCACUAUGGGGUCGGACCAUCCGAUUAAUAGCACUUUGCCUACUACGUUAGCAAUAGUAGUAGUCUUGAAAAAAAAAGAUCGGAAGAUUCGGAAACGGAAUCCACAUAUUAACGAAUCUGAAGAGAUAAUCUUUGAUGUACGUUGCAUCUUUCAACCAAAGCUUAAUGGUUUCUUCUGGAAAUGUUGGAAUAGAUCUCAGACGGAACGUUCUGUCAAUCGGGGAAGGUUUUUGGUGACAAGACCUGGAGAUAUCAGAAGUGAGAAUGCUGACAUGAGUAACGAUAAAUCCUGUGAAAAACACGAUCGCCUGCCAGUGGAAGAACCAUGCCUGUCUGUUGGAGCGAAUUGGAUGAUCGGGCUGAAUGUACAAGUGCUUAAGGUAAAGAAUCGAUUAAAGGUGACAGGCUCAUGUACCCGAUCCGUUGCUUUAACCCGAAACACAAAAUUACUUCUUCGGUUCUUCCUUUUCUUCUGUCCUAAAUUUGUGUUGUACGGCAACCCUCUUUCUAUCUCCUUCGCUCUCCCUGAAUUUCUGUCUCACAUCGUCGGAGACGAAACGGGAUCUAGGGUUCAACCAGUCUCCGCCCGCCGUGCAAUCGGUCAAUCCAUCUUAUCCAAAAGCCAUAAGAAUGCAAGACCUGAUACAGUGAAGUCUUCUUCUCAGCCUUCCAAACCUUCUCCUAAACCAAGCAAUGAUGAGGUGGAUUCUGAAGAUGAUAAACCACUAAGUUUUAGAAUUUCAACUGUAUCAAAGGGAGACACCAAUCAUGCUAAAAAAGGGCCAGGUAUAAGUGUGUCCCCACUUCCAAAACCAUCAGUAAAAGAUGAAGAGUCUGAUGAUGAGAAACCAUUGUCUUCAAAAUAUAAUUCCAAAUCCAAAGUGGGAUCAUCUAAUAAUCAUAAACCAGUGGUUCCCAAAGUUCAUCAAAAUGGUUCUGCAUCGAAGGAUAAUACUCAAUUGAAGAAUAUUGGGUUGAAUAAGAGACCACCAGAUGAGGAAAGAUCUGCUUCUGUUAAAAAGCCAAAGCUUUCUGAUUCUGUAACACCUGUCAACCACAAACCAGUAGCUUUGAAAGCAGAAAUUAAGUCAGAUGAUGAUGAUGAUGAUGAUGAUGAUGACUAUGAUGAUGUUCCCAUAGCGCAAAGAAUAAAGAAACAAGCUGCAUCAAGUAGUAAUAAAUCUUCAUCUGACAAACAAAAGGUGAUGAAAAAGAGUUCUUCAUCUUUAAACCAAACCAACAAGAAGUCAAAGAAGAUGAUGAAACAGAAACAAUCAAAGUAUUCUAAGCCCUCAAAGAUCCCCCCUGGUUCUGGUGAAGGGCAGAAAUGGACAAGUUUAGUUCAUAAUGGUGUAAUUUUCCCACCUGAAUACAAGCCUCAUGGGGUUAAGAUGCUAUACAAAGGGAAGCCUGUUGAUUUGACUCCUGAACAAGAGGAGGUUGCAACAAUGUUUUCAGUGAUGUUAGACACAGAUUACAUGGCAAAACCUCAGUUCAAAGAGAAUUUCUGGGGUGACUGGAGAAAGAUAUUGGGAAAAAACCACACAAUCCAGAAUUUGGAAAACUGUGAUUUCAAACCAAUAUAUGAGUGGCAUCAGGCUCAAAAAGAGAAGAAGAAGCUAAUGACAACAGAAGAAAAGAAGGCGAUAAAAGAGGAGAAAAUGAAGAUAGAAGAGAAAUAUAUGUGGGCAAUCGUUGAUGGUGUCAAAGAAAAGGUUGGUAAUUUCAGAGUUGAGCCACCUGGGCUAUUCCGUGGGCGGGGGGAGCAUCCAAAGAUGGGAAAGCUGAAAAAACGAAUCCAUCCAAGUGAUAUUACCAUAAACAUUGGAAAGGAUGCUCCAAUUCCAGAAUGUCCAAUUCCUGGUGAAAGGUGGAAGGAAAUCAGGCAUGAUAAUACUGUGACAUGGUUAGCAUAUUGGAAUGAUCCAAUCAAUUCAAAGGAAUUCAAGUAUGUGUUUUUAGCUGCUAGCAGUUCCUUGAAGGGUCAAAGUGAUAAGGAAAAAUACGAGAAGGCUAGGAAGCUGAAGGGGUAUAUAGAAGGCAUAAGGAAGGCUUACACUAAAGAUUUUGGAAAUUCGGAUGUCACAAAGAAGCAAGUGGCAGUGGCUACGUAUCUCAUUGAUAAACUAGCUCUCAGGGCAGGGAAUGAGAAGGAUGAUGAUGAAGCUGAUACAGUAGGCUGCUGCACAUUGAAAGUGGAAAACGUGGAGCCUGAGCCUCCAAAUAUCCUAAAGUUUGACUUUCUUGGUAAAGAUUCUAUAAGAUACCAGAAUGAGGUUGAAGUGGAGCUUCCUGUCUUCAAAGCAAUCCAACAGUUCCGAACAGGUAAAGCGGGAAAUGAUGAUCUGUUUGACAAGCUGGAUACAAGUAAAUUAAAUGCUCAUCUCAAGGAGCUAAUGCCUGGUCUUACUGCUAAAGUUUUCCGUACUUAUAAUGCAUCCAUCACUUUGGAUGAUAUGUUGACAAGGGAAACCAAGGGUGGAGAUGUUGCUCAAAAUCUAGUCGUUUACCAACAUGCAAAUAAGGAGGUUGCAAUCAUAUGUAACCAUCAACGUACUGUUUCAAAGUCUCAUAGUGCACAGAUGACAAGGUUGAAUGAGAAAAUAGAUGAAUUAAAGGGUGUUAUAAAAGAAUUGGAAAGUGAUUUGGGUCGUGUAAAGAAAGGGAAGCCUCCAUCAAAUAAAAAUGGUCCUGAUGGAAAACCAAAGAGGAACUUGAACCCCGAAGCGUUAGAGAAGAAAAUAGCUCAAACUAAUGCAAAAAUUGAGAAAAUGGAACGCGAUAAAGAGACCAAGGAAGAUUUGAAAACAGUAGCAUUGGGCACUUCAAAAAUAAACUAUCUUGACCCAAGAAUAACUGUUGCAUGGUGUAAGCGACAUGAAGUUCCCAUUGAGAAGCUUUUUAACAAGUCUUUACUAGCAAAGUUUGCGUGGUCAAUGGACGUGGAUCCCAGUUUCAGAUUCUGAUUUUGACAGUUUAUAAAAAUUAACAAAAAAGAGGUCACAAAAAUGAUCUGCGACCUUUUCUUACAUUUUUUUUAGUUUCAUUUUUAGCGACUGACUAUUGACGACGAUAGUUUAUGUUGUAUUACCCGUAUUUUAAGUCAAUUCAAUGAUGAGUUGCUUUCUCUAAUCCCCUGUGGCCAACUUUCUGUUUUUCAUUUUAUUCUUAAGCAUGCAUGCCUUAUGCAAGAUGUAGUUUCAUUUAUCAGUUUAUUAUAGCAUUCUACCUUUAUUUCAUUCUAUUACAACAUUCUACUUAUUGUGUUUUAAAAAAUCUAUCCAAUUAUAUAGUGUUGUGCUUUUAAUUUUCAAUUUAGUUUUUGAAAAAUCUAUCAAUGAAGGUAGAUAUUUCUAGGUACAAUGAUGUAAUGGAUGAAAUGGUAAACAAAUAGAUGGGACUUCAUUGCUCUUUUUUGUAUUUAUUCUUGUCUUGAUUGUUGGUCAUUUUGGUGGAAUUUUGCUAUAGAAU